Molecule: messenger RNA, 2607 nt
Organism: Labrus mixtus (cuckoo wrasse)
Lineage: Eukaryota; Metazoa; Chordata; Actinopteri; Labriformes; Labridae
Gene: gpr78b
Product: G protein-coupled receptor 78b
Exons: 3
Coding region: 76-1098 (340 amino acids)
Biological process (GO): adenylate cyclase-activating G protein-coupled receptor signaling pathway
Cellular component (GO): membrane
Molecular function (GO): G protein-coupled receptor activity
Source: RefSeq, a predicted model, not a curated record
AAAAUGGUUGAUUUUAAGUGUCCAUUAUCAACUAAAUGCGAAGGUGACCUAAUGGUGAACCUCCUGGAGUGAGACAUGGACUUUGCUGAAAUCCUUUUCGCUUUGUUCAUCGUCGUGGUCGCCGUCGUCUCGCUGUUGUCAAACUUGUUGGUGCUGUUAUGUUUCGUCCACAGCACCGAGAUUCGCCGGCAGGUUCCCGGUGUCUUCACCAUGAACUUAUCCUUCUGCAACAUCCUCAUCACUGUCUUGAACAUGCCGGCCACUCUGGUUGGGAUUAUCCGGAACCAGCAGCCUUUUGGGGAUUGCGUGUGCCACACGGUGAGCUUCCUGGAGACUUUUCUCACUGCAAACACCAUGUUGAGCAUGGCGGCGCUCAGCAUAGACCGGUGGAUAGCGGUGGUGUUCCCGCUCAGUUACUCCACCAAAAUGCGCUACAAGGACGCACUGAUCAUGGUGUGCUACUCGUGGCUGCACUCCUUCACCUUCUCCCUGACGGCGCUGCUCUUCUCCUGGGUGGACUACAGCCACGUGUACGCGUCCUGCACCCUGCAGCCGAGCGAGGAGGGCAGCGACAGGAUUAAGUUCACUGUGUUCACGGUGGUUUUCCACGCCACCAGCUUCAUGCUCUCCCUGCUCAUCCUCUGUUUCACCUACCUGAAGGUGCUGAAAGUGGCCAGGUUCCACUGCAAGAGGAUAGACAUAAUCACCAUGCAGACUCUUUUCCUGCUGGUCGACAUCCACCCCAGUGUGAAACAAAGAUGUUUAGCUGAGCAAAAGAGGAGAAAACAGAGAGCCACAAAGAAGAUCAGCAUCUUCAUUGGCUCCUUCAUUAUCUGCUUUGCUCCUUAUGUUAUUACAAGGUUGGCUGAGCUUCUACCCUUUGUGGAUAUCAACCGCCGCUGGGGAAUCAUCAGUAAGUGCCUGACAUACAGCAAGGCUGCAUCCGACCCCUUCGCCUACUCCCUCCUACGUCAGCAGUACAAGAAAGUCCUGGUUACUGUCGUCAACAGGCUGCUACGCCGUGACUUGUACCCCUCGUCUGGCCAUAACAGCUCUUUAGACACGGAGAACGACUACUGUCUUCAGAGGAUCAGCUAAUAGUGAAUGAGCGGGCACGAUAGGUACACACUUUGAGCCAAAAAUAAAGGUUGCCUCGUGGAAGAAGGUGGGCGGAGGAGAAGAAUGAGCAGAGAGACUGGGAGGAGAGUAAAUUGUUAAGGAAGGAGAAAGAGAGCAGACAGAGGGGACAGAUUGUGGGUGGGGGUUGAAGAAAGAGCUAAAAUAAGGAAAAUGGUGGGUGGAGAAGAGUGAAGAGACAGUAAUGAGGGGGAGGAUGAGCUGAGAAGGUGAAGACGUAUAGGGUGCAAAGGGGAUGAUGUGGAAGACGUUUGCCUCGGACAGCAAGGGCAAACAAGGGAUCUAUGUUUCAUCGACACACAAAACAACACGGAUCACAAGAAUCAAUUUCAUUGAAUAAAUCCCAGGGGGAGAUUCAUCUUAAACUGAAGGACCACACCGCUGGAGACGGACUUGAAAAAAAAAGUGGCCUUUUUUUGUUGUUCCGACCACUUUGUAACGACUUCAGCAAAUCCCGGUGUUGUGACCUUUGCACUGCCACAAAACGCAGCCUGAGGCCGAUGAUCGUUAAAGGCGCUGGAGCAAAGAUUUGAAAAUGUCUUACCUUAUUUUAAUGAAUGUACUGUUAGGUGAGGCUUUACCUUAAUGCCAUGUUCUGUAUUGACAAUGUUAGAAUACUUUGCAGUGUCAUGUCAGUCACUGAAUAUUGAUGCACUUUGUCUAAAUCUCUCAGAGCAACUGUAGUUACAGGAGCCAAAGGAGGGGACCAUUUAUAGCUUGAUAUUAAAGGAUAAGGGAUAUUCUAUGUUUUUUUGUUGUUAACAAAUUCCAUGAAAAGUCCAAUAUCGACAAUAUUAUACACUGUAUGGUAUUAUGUAUCGUGAGUACUGGAUGCUCCAGAGAUGUAAAUCCAUGAAAAAGGUGUUGGAUUUUUUUAUUCAAGAUUUUAUCUUUUCCUUUGACAGCUGGGCACUGUUGAUUAUGUAAACACUUCUCAAUCAGGUGAAAACAUAGCUUUUUAAGACCCGGAUUAAUACACAAUUUGUGAACUCAAUAAAUGUAUGGCAAUAUUAGAACUGAAAAUAAACGUCAGUGCCCUGGUUUUCCAUUACGAAGACAAAUGUCACCACUCAGCUUAUUUUCACUUCUCACUCUUAAAACGUGGUAUCUUGGUCAGUGGCCCAAUGCAUCAAUAUUCAAAACUAUAGGCAUCUCUUUAAUUAAUAAACAAAUUGUUUUGUUGUGAUUUUGAAGUCAUGUAAAGCACCAGUGGUGGCGUUUUUGGAGAGAGCAAACAAACAUGAUAUUUUCAUCAGGAGGAUCUGUAUUCUUUUCCCGUGAUCCCAGUGGUUAAUGUUGACUUCUUUGGGACUCGACUCGUAUUGUCCCACUUAAAGCGCUUUUACACUACAUGUCACAAUAAGUCAUUCACACACACAUUCACACACUAGAGGCAAAGGAUAAAUGAUAAAGUAGCCAUCAGUACAUUCACAUACCAAUGUUGAAGCCACCGAGAGCAUUUUAGAUUUC